Messenger RNA from Saccharomyces mikatae IFO 1815, 810 nucleotides. It is a transcript of the gene MRPL9, whose product is annotated as mitochondrial 54S ribosomal protein uL3m. The coding region runs from base 1 to 810 and encodes 269 amino acids. Lineage: Eukaryota; Fungi; Ascomycota; Saccharomycetes; Saccharomycetales; Saccharomycetaceae. Gene Ontology annotation, cellular component: mitochondrial large ribosomal subunit; ribosome. The transcript has a single exon. Gene Ontology annotation, molecular function: structural constituent of ribosome. The record is from RefSeq and is a predicted model, not a curated record. Gene Ontology annotation, biological process: translation.
AUGUCGAAGUUCCUUCAAGGAUCAAUAUUUAAUAUAUCGAAAUGUUUUGUCAGAUACUCUUCUACUAGACCUUUUUUAAUAGCUCCUAGUAUAGCUAAUAGUGUCACAACCGAGGCUCCACCGAUCAAUCAUUCACCUGAACUAGCAAACGCAAGAAAAUGGCUGCCAAAAAGAUGCGGUUUGAUUACUCGCAAAAAGGGGAUGAUGCCGUAUUUUGAUAAAUCCACUGGUGAGAGAAGUGCCGCAACUAUACUAGAAGUUAACAAUGUUGAAGUUAUAAUGCAUAGAACUCCGGAUACCAACGGAUAUUUUGCAUGUCAAGUUGGGUACGGUUCAAAGCACUUAUCCAAAGUAACCAGGCAAAUGCUAGGCCAUUUUGCUUCCAAGGUUGUCAACCCUAAAGAACAUGUAACGGAAUUUAGAGUGAAGGACGAAAAGGGAUUAUUACCACCUGGCACUUUAUUAAAGCCGUCUUUUUUCAAGGAAGGGCAAUAUGUCGAUAUCAGAUCAGUCAGUAAAGGUAAAGGUUUUACCGGUGUGAUGAAAAGAUACGGGUUUAAGGGUUUAAGAGCAUCUCAUGGUACAUCUAUUAUGCAUAGACACGGUGGGUCUUAUGGUCAAAACCAAGAUCCAGGCAGGGUGCUACCAGGAAGGAAAAUGCCUGGUCACAUGGGAAACGAUCGUGUUACCAUCCAGAAUGUUAAAGUUUUGAAAGUGGACGAUGAAAAUAACGUCAUUUGGGUCAAAGGUCCUGUAGCAGGACCCAAAAAUACAUUCGUUAAGAUUCAAGACGCAAUUAAAAAGAUUUGA